Messenger RNA from Rhagoletis zephyria (snowberry fruit fly), 804 nucleotides. The record is from RefSeq and is a predicted model, not a curated record. NCBI's taxonomy places the organism in Eukaryota, Metazoa, Arthropoda, Insecta, Diptera, Tephritidae.
AUGGCUCAAUCUUCUUCAAAGGGUGCCAACUAUCUUGAAGAGAUCAAUAGCUGGAAGGAAGACAUCAAGAAGCAGGCAGAGGAGUUGGUUCUAAAAACCUUUCCCCGAAAAACACUGGAACUACACCAACUUUUUACUAGCCCGAAAUUCAACAUUAAGCACUUGAGUGCGAUCAAAACCGACAUAAACAUCCCGGUUCCAGAUUAUCCUUAUGUGAAAGAUGUUAGCAGCAUCAGCAACAACCACGACGGCGAGUCACCUUCCAAGAGUCAGUCUAAAAAACGCAAAUAUCUCGCAAUUUCAAAAGAUGAUGAUUUGAAAAAUGAUGCCGGCUCUCGUGUUCUCGUCUUACCAUACGGCUCUGUGCCCUGCAAUAAAAACAUUGUGGCGCUCAUAGACAUUGUCAAGCCGCUUAUUCGCCAACUAGUGGAAGACAGCAACCUGCUUAAAAUGUGGAUUCUUUUCCUCAUUCCUCGGAUUGAAGACGGCAAUAAUUUUGGUGUGAGCAUCCAGGAGGACACUCUCGGAGAGAUUCGUACUGUCGAAGCGGAAGCUUCUGCAUACUUUGAUCAAAUGUCUCGAUACUUUCUCGGCAGAGCUAAGAUUGUGACCAAAAUUGCCAAGUACCCUCAUGUAGAAGAUUUUCGUCGCAACGUAGAGGAGAUUGACGAGAAAGAGUUCCUCAGCCUUCGAUUAAUUGUCGCUGAACUUCGCAACCACUACGCUUCUCUACAUGAUAUUGUAACAAAAAAUCUAGAGAAGAUUAAGCUGCCUCGAACCUCUAACACUUCAACGAUGUAUUGA